Daktulosphaira vitifoliae (grape phylloxera) is the source of this 1459-nucleotide messenger RNA. RefSeq lists its product as uncharacterized. The transcript has 3 exons. Lineage: Eukaryota; Metazoa; Arthropoda; Insecta; Hemiptera; Phylloxeridae. The record is from RefSeq and is a predicted model, not a curated record. The coding region runs from base 170 to 934 and encodes 254 amino acids.
GUAAACCGAGGAACUCUUAUUAACACUAACAUAACAAGACAUGAUCUCAAUUGUGUUUAUUUACUUAAAUUAAAUUAUCUUACUUGUUUAAUUAAUUACAUCUGCUUUAGAAUAUUUUAGUGUUAUAAUAUUUGAACAAAAAGAUUUAAGUAUAAAUUAGCUCUUCAAUAUGAAAAAUAAUAAGUUUCUAUUUAUUUUUUGUGGACUGAUAAGUAUAAAUUGUGUAAAAUCUGAUUUUAUAAGUUCAAAAGAGGAUCUAAAACAAUGUUUGAUUCAAGUUGGAAUAUUAGAAGAAAACCCAUUUAUGGAUACAGAUAUGAUUAUGGGCCAAGAUUUUAUAACAUCAAUAGAAUACUUUUACAAUAAAUACAAUUCACAGAAAUAUGUCAAAUCCGAAACUGACGAAACUCGUUUUACACAAGUAGAUAAUGAAAAUGAAAAAAAAGCAACUGAUACACAAACACCAGAAAAAGAAAGUAUUCAUCGAGACUUGAGAAAAACAUUUAAGGUAAGUAAUGAUAUAAGGGAAAUAAGUAAUGAGUCGAAAAUUGAAAAUAAAAACGUUAUAAUAAUUGAAGAGAAACUAAGUAAGAAUACAAAAAAUACUAAAGAUAAAAGAGAUACUAAAAAUUGUAAAAAAAAUAUAAAAAAUAAGGAAGGAAACAAUAAAUUUGAAGAUCAGGAAAAAGAAAAUGUACAAUUUGAAGAGCGUCAAAAGAAAAUUAUGCACAUGAAAAAAGAUAAAAGAAAUAAGUUGAUUAAAAAACUUUCAAAAGAAAUAUGUGGUUACUGGGAUUCAAAAAGACUUGAAGAAUUAUUUAAAACAGAAAAUCCAGAAAAACCAUUUAAAGCAUGUGCUUCUAAGAUACAUAAAUGUUCAGCAAAAUUUUUAACAGGAAAUGAGUUUUACUUGGCAGGAAACAGUGGAAAGUAAAAUUGCUUAUUAUUUUAUCAUUAUGUUAUAAAAAAAUCUAUUUAUCUAUACAUAAUUAAAAUAUAGAAAGAAAAAGAUAAGCGUAUUCUACAUCAUUGAUAUCAUAAGUUUUUAAAUGUUAAAAGAAGUAACUUUAAUUGUGUGGUUUAUUUAUAUUUUAUUAUUAAACGAAAUAUAAGUUAUUAGAAAUAUAUUCACGCAUUUUAUAAAAAGAUAAUUUAUUUGUUAAUUUAAAUUGUUUUUGCAAUGGCGUACGAAGGAUUUUUUUUUUUGAGGAAGGGCUUAAAAACUUUUUUUUUUUUGCUUAUAAUGUAAUAAUUGGUCAAUAAGGGAACUUAGCCCCUUUAUCCAUCCUUUAGGGUACGCCACUGUGUACUUGUACUAUUAAACUAAUAUUUGUAAGAAUCUUUUCUGUAUAUUUUUAUACUACUUCGGAUGUGAAGUCUACAAAUCGAAAAUGAAUGAACAAAUUUGUAUUAUAUAUAAAAUUUUGCAGAAUAUGUCUAUAAAAUGGUAAAUAACAUU